Messenger RNA from Mustela lutreola (European mink), 2817 nucleotides. RefSeq names its product FLT3 interacting zinc finger 1 (gene FIZ1). Gene Ontology annotation, cellular component: nucleus. The record is from RefSeq and is a predicted model, not a curated record. Gene Ontology annotation, molecular function: DNA-binding transcription factor activity, RNA polymerase II-specific; RNA polymerase II transcription regulatory region sequence-specific DNA binding. Bases 290 to 1798 code for a protein of 502 amino acids. The transcript is spliced from 3 exons. Gene Ontology annotation, biological process: regulation of transcription by RNA polymerase II. Lineage: Eukaryota; Metazoa; Chordata; Mammalia; Carnivora; Mustelidae.
CGUGGUGGCGGGGGCGGAGCAAUAGCAGGGAGGAGCUUCCGCGUGGGCGUGGCUUAGAAUGGAAAUGGGCUGGGCUUGAAGGAUGGAAGGGACCUACUUGGGGCUGAGUGGGGAAAUGGGGCUCUAGGCGAAGGUGGGCGCAGCUUAGGGUAGAAGGGGAGUAGCUGGUCAAGGAGUAGGCAUGGUGAGGUGAUGGGAUUGAGGUGUGCAGUUUGGCGAGUCUUAGUGGAAAUAAUAAGUCUUCAUAAUAGAGAGCCUCCAUUCGCCACUGCCUUCCCACCACGCCAUCAUGGCUGAUACCCCGCUGCCAGUGCCCCCGGUCCCUGCCCCGGCCCCAGCCCCAGCGCCUCCCGCUGCUGCUCCCCGGGUUCCGUUUCACUGCAGUGAGUGUGGCAAGAGCUUCCGCUACCGCUCGGACCUUCGGCGUCACUUCGCCCGGCACACUGCCCUCAAACCCCACGCGUGUCCACGCUGUGGCAAGGGCUUCAAACACAGCUUCAACCUGGCCAACCACCUGCGUUCGCACACCGGCGAGCGGCCCUACCGCUGCUCUGCCUGCCCUAAAGGGUUCCGAGACUCCACCGGCCUGCUACACCACCAGGUCGUCCACACUGGUGAGAAGCCCUACUGCUGCCUGGUGUGUGAGCUCCGCUUCUCCUCACGCUCCAGCCUGGGCCGCCACCUCAAGCGCCAGCACCGCGGGGUGCUCCCGUCCCCGCUGCAACCCGGCCCAGGCCUGCCGGCCCUGAGCGCACCCUGCUCUGUCUGCUGCAAUGUGGGGCCCUGCUCAGUGUGCGGGGGCGCGGGGGCCGGUGGUGGCGAGGGCCCAGAGGGGGCAGGUGCGGGCCCGGGCAGCUGGGGGCUGGCAGAGGCCGCCGCCGCGGCCGCCGCCGCCUCGCUGCCCCCCUUUGCGUGUGGAGCCUGCGCGCGGCGCUUUGACCAUGGCCGUGAGCUGGCGGCCCACUGGGCGGCGCACACCGACGUGAAGCCCUUCAAGUGCCCGCGUUGUGAGCGCGACUUCAACGCCCCCGCGCUGCUGGAGCGGCACAAGCUGACGCACGACCUGCAGGGCCCGGGCGCGCCCCCAGUGCAGGCCUGGGCCCCGGGCGCCAGCGCAGGGCCCGACCCGGCCGGCGACGUCGGUGGCGCGGUGGAGGCGGGUGAUGCCCAGGCGGCCUGGGAUGGCGGGCUGCUCCUGGGCCGCACUGGGGGCGGCGUGCCCGAGCUCGCGGGGCUGCUCCCGGAAGGCGGCGGGGAGGCUCCUGCCCCAGCGGCCGAGGCGUCCGAAGACACCCUGUACCAGUGCGACUGCGGGACCUUCUUCGCGUCGGCCGCGGCACUGGCCAGCCACCUGGAGGCCCACUCGGGCCCCGCCACCUACGGCUGCGGCCACUGCGGGGCCCUGUACGCGGCUCUGGCGGCCCUGGAGGAGCACCGGCGGGCGAGCCACGGCGAGGGCGGCGGAGCAGAGGCGGCAUCCGCGGCCCCAGAGGGGGAGCCAGCGUCCGGCGAGGCCGCGUCUGCCUCCGGCCGGGGCAAGAAGAUCUUCGGCUGCUCCGAGUGCGAGAAGCUGUUCCGCUCGCCGCGCGACCUGGAGCGCCACGUGCUGGUGCACACGGGCGAGAAGCCAUUCCCGUGCCUCGAGUGCGGCAAGUUCUUCCGCCACGAGUGCUACCUCAAGCGCCACCGGCUGCUGCAUGGCACCGAGAGGCCCUUCCCCUGCCACAUCUGCGGCAAGGGCUUCAUCACGCUCAGCAACCUCUCACGGCACCUGAAGCUGCACCGCGGCAUGGACUGAUGCCGCAGCCACCCUGCCGCCCCGCGUCGGGGGCCGCACUCAGGGCCUGGGGCCAGAUCCCUGGGCCCUGCCGUCAGGGGACCCCGGCUGGAGAUAGGGGGCCACCAGACACUCGCACGGCCCCAUGAGCUGGGGGCAGCAAACAAACCGGGGAGACUCCUCAGCUGCGAGGUCUGGGACCUAGGAAGAGACUCCUGAGCAACCCCAAAUCAAAAGGCCUCCCCGAGUGGUGGGGACGUAGCAAUGAGAUGUGGGUGUCAGCAAGUACUUCUCAUCUUGAGGACCCUAGUGAUAAGAGAUGGGCAUCCUUCCCCCAAGGAAGACUGCCCCUCUCCCCAAGAGCCAUCAUUCCCAACGACCUUGAUCUGGAGAAUGUGGGGGGACCAUGUCCCUGAAUUUCCCUGGAUCCCCCAAAUGCUACCCACCAGUCACUGGUGCCCUCCAAAAAUGGAUAGAGCCGAAACCUGCCUUCCCCCCACCCAUCCCAUUUCAUUCCUCAUGCUGAAAGAGGACCAGGGUAGAUGCCCCUGCCCUGAAAACCCCUCCCCCCAAUUAGGUCUCCCUCCCCCAGGGCAGAAUGGAUCCACCCUAAUGAUCUUCCCCAUCCCAAACACUAGAAUAGGCUGGUUUGAAAUCCCUCCUGCCCAGUAGAAUGAACUGAAUCAGAUACACACCCCUGUCCACUGGAAUGGGUUGGUCUAGACGGGCCUGUACCCCACCCUCCUUAGGCCAAUAUGGCAGACACUCCUCCCUCCCUCUAGAGUGCCGGCCAGUCCCCAUCAUUCCGCAUCCUGUGAACUCAUCUGAGUGGGAAGUGGUGGACUCUGGGGCUUUACCUCCUGCUCUGCUGUAGCACCUGUCUUUCCAUCUCUGUUGGUUUGUCAGUCUCUGUGUUCCUCUCAACCCCAAGGGGAAGGGGGGCUUGGCUAGGGGAUAACCCCCUGUGAGCCUCGACCUUGCCCCUUAUCCCACUCCCUAAUGUCUCCACAGGGCCCCAAUAAACCUCGUCCUGUCAGUCA